UGCAUGGAGCAUACGCUUCCGAUAUUUCGUAAAAGUUUUAACAGUUAACGCUCCAGUUAUUCAUUAUUUGACACACUGUGUCCUUUGCAAAGUGAGUAAAACUUCCCUAUACGACAAAUACGUGAAGCUUGAUUACUAUGGGAAUUAAUUCACUUGUACUACUUUUAAUUUUACCUGCUGCUUGCAGAAGUUUGCAGGUGACCAUUGUGCUGAAGCCUGAUGUAGGAACCGUGGGCGACUCAGUGCAGUUUUUAGUCUCUACAGACUCACAUAAUGGUUUUUCGUUUAUAUCAUGGACUGUGAAUGGCUCCACUAUACUUACCUCUGAUGGAACCAACACCAUAACAUACCCUGUCUAUAAUGGGAGAAUCAACUUUGACAUCACUACUGGAUCACUAGAGCUGAAGAGUCUCACUCUGCAUGAUAGUGGUUCUUAUCAGGUACAAAUUCAAACCUCAGGAGAAUCUGAAGUCCAACAACAAGUCAGCCUCAAGGUUUUGGAACCAGUGUCUGAUGUCAUAAUACAAGCCAAUGCCACUGAGCUAGUGGAGUUCAAUGACUCCGUCAGCCUGACAUGCUCCGCCUCUGGUUCCUCUCCCACAUUCCAUUGGCUCAACGGCAGCUCUGACAUCAUAGUCAGUGAACGAGUUCAUCUGAGUGCUGACAAUCGCACUUUCACCAUUAGUCCUGUUUUGAGAUUUGAUCAGGAGCCAAUAUACUGCAGUGUGACCAAUAUCGUCAGUAAUACCACCAGAAAGGCUAUCAGCAUUAACAUAAACUUUGGACCCGAUAACGUUGCAGUAACUGUGAGUCCUCCAGGGCCCAUAUUCACCUCAGGAACCAGCCUCAUCCUGUCCUGCUCAGCUCAGUCCAAACCUCCUGCACAGUUUCAAUGGGCUCUUAAUGACACACUGCUGAGCCAAAGGGGUGAUAAACUCCAGCUGAUGAAUAUUAAGGGGAGUCAGAGUGGUAAUUAUACCUGCUGGGCUCAUAACACCAGAACCCUGCGGUACCAUUUAUCUGAACGCUUAGUGAUCACUGUUCUGGGUAAGUGAGAGAGAUGUCAAAUACUGGUUUAAUUUUAUUUGACUCUUAGGUCUGGUUUUCAAUAAUCUUUCCUGGUCGGAUGUACAGGUUCUCCCUUUUUGCUGUUAAUUAGGGAAUUUUAUCAUCUUUAUUUUAUUUUGCUGGUCUUUCCUCUUCUUUAUACAAAUACUGUUUGUUAGAAAGGAAAAUAAUUAAUAAUGGAUGGUAAGGUGUUUGUAUACAGAUUUCAGUUUUUUUUUUUUAAUUUAGAGAUGCCUGGUACUGACUUUGGGUACCUCUGUGUAGGAAACCCAGGUACUGGUUUGAUGUAUUAAUAUUUAAGUAUAAUAGUUACCAGCUAGAUCUGCUUUUUAUUUUUUUUUAAAUUUAGAAAUGUCAUCUACUGACAUCGGGUGCCUCUAUUUAGAAAACCCUCUGAACUCCAAACGGUACCCCAAUUGACAUCCAUCCAGUCGCUGUCCUUGUUUAAUUAUUGUUGAGUGGUAUUGUGGUAGAAAAAUCAAUAGAUUUGCAAAUACAAUGUAAUUUCAAUCAGUAAUUACCAAAGAAAUUCAUAAUGACACCGAUGAUUUAACUACAAUGACUACAAAUGAUUAAUUGCUGCUUUAGAAUGGUUAUUAUACUAUACAUGUAAUGCAAUAAUGUAAGCUUGCUUAAGUAAUGGGUUUUUUCAUUUUUAAAAUUAGAAGCAUUUUAUGAGGAACUAACAUAUGAUAGCUUAAUCUGUAAAAAGACCGGAUAAAGGUGCAACCAUGAUCCAAGGUGUUCGAACUGUUAUAGAUACCAAUAAUAGACAUUUCUGUGCUGAUGUGAUACUGUAUGUCAAGGAUAAGUAGAAAAGGGCACUAGGGAAUAUAGUGGAAGUACGAUGGAGAAAGUAACUGAAAACAGCUUGUCGAGAUGAGUUAGUGAAACCAUGAGAACAAUCGGCUUCUACAGGUUGACCCUGCCUUCAACUGAUAAAGGCAGAAGUAGCUGCUGUCCAAAGAUAUCCAAACCCUCCUUGAACUGUCUGUACACUGGCAUGGUUUUACUAUAAUAGAUGUGUGUAAUUGUUGUUCGGGGAGCAGAUCACAAG
Messenger RNA from Paramormyrops kingsleyae, 2125 nucleotides. The record is from RefSeq and is a predicted model, not a curated record. NCBI's taxonomy places the organism in Eukaryota, Metazoa, Chordata, Actinopteri, Osteoglossiformes, Mormyridae.